AUGCUGUCACUUCGCGGCAUCCCAGCAACUCUGUUCCGCAUCAGACCCUCAAUACACCAAAAUCGCCGCCACACCCGCCUUUUCUCCGCCCUCGCCGCCUCACCAACCUCAAAGACUCAAGUCUACACCUCAAACUCCCGCGACCCCUACGUGAACCUCUCCAUCGAGCACCAGCUCCUCCAAACGACCCCGUCUGACUCGACCGUCCUUUUUCUGUACACGAAUCACCCUAGCAUCGUCAUUGGCCGCAACCAGAACCCGUGGCUCGAGGUCAACCUCCCACUACUCAAGUCUCUACCCCCUUCAGAUGCCAUCGACCUCGUCCGCCGCCGUAGCGGAGGCGGAACAGUCUUCCACGAUGAGGGCAAUGUAAAUUAUUCUGUCAUCUGCCCGCCCGCAAACUUUGACCGCGACACCCAUGCAGAGAUGGUCGUCCGCGCCCUCCGCUCCCUCGGUGUUGAGGGCGCCGCCGUCAACUGCCGCCACGACAUCGUCAUGACUCUGCCCCCUCCGCCUUCCUCUUCAGGAACCUCCGACAAAGCAUCGAAUACCACCGCCUCCGCAGCAGCGGCAUCAUGCAGCAAACCCAAUGUGAACGCGGAAAACACGUUCAAGAUCUCCGGCUCGGCGUACAAGCUCACCCGCCUCCGCUCCCUGCACCACGGAACAUGUCUCCUCUCGUCCCCGAACCUGCCGCGCAUCGGCAGCUUCCUGCGGUCUCCCGCGGAACCCUUCAUUAAGGCCCGCGGCGUCGAGAGCGUGCGCUCGCGCAUCCGCAACGUGGGCAUCGCCGACACGUCGACGUUUGAGGAUGCGGUGAUUGACGAGUUCGGAAAGAUGUACGGUGACUUCACCAUCCGGGCGGAGCUGGGCGAAAAGGAUGCUCUCGGAGAGGAAAAGGUCAAGAAAGGGAUCAGGGAGUUGCAGUUCAACCUCACAUUUGAAGCCCGCCACGGCCUCAUCCAAAGCCUCUCUCUGUCCGGGUUGUCCUCCAGUCAAGGGUUGACCAAGCUCUCGGAUUCCAUGAUCAACACCCAGGUCUGGGAGGUCGCAGACUGGGCAGAGCGUCUCCGCGCAGAGGGUUUAGACCACGGCGAAGCGUUGACCGUGGGAGAGUGGUUGAACUCUGUGCUGGUUAAUGGAAAGAUGACGAGCCUGCAGCAACACAUCGUGCCUAGCAAGCCGUAA
Messenger RNA from Colletotrichum fioriniae, 1188 nucleotides. RefSeq lists its product as uncharacterized. Gene Ontology annotation, cellular component: cytoplasm; mitochondrion. Gene Ontology annotation, biological process: protein lipoylation. Gene Ontology annotation, molecular function: lipoyltransferase activity. The record is from RefSeq and is a predicted model, not a curated record. NCBI's taxonomy places the organism in Eukaryota, Fungi, Ascomycota, Sordariomycetes, Glomerellales, Glomerellaceae.